Messenger RNA from Oreochromis aureus, 487 nucleotides. Its product is annotated as peptide YY-like. Gene Ontology annotation, cellular component: extracellular region. Gene Ontology annotation, molecular function: neuropeptide Y receptor binding; neuropeptide hormone activity. Gene Ontology annotation, biological process: feeding behavior; neuropeptide signaling pathway. Bases 119 to 397 code for a protein of 92 amino acids. NCBI's taxonomy places the organism in Eukaryota, Metazoa, Chordata, Actinopteri, Cichliformes, Cichlidae. The record is from RefSeq and is a predicted model, not a curated record. The transcript is spliced from 4 exons.
CUCCCCACAUGGCACAAGCUGUAUAAAACAUGGGCAAUGUAGGGAAUCAGACAGACGUGCCUUGAACAGCGGGAAAAGCAACUACAGCAGAACUAAAGUGACGUGUUCCAACGCUGUGAUGUCGCUGAGUAUUCUGGCUCUCUGCCUGCUGGUUUGUAUUCACUCUGGCAUAAAUGCAUACCCAGCCAAACCUGCCAGUCCACGGCAAGGCGCGCCACCUGAGGAGCUUGCCAAAUAUUAUUCUGCACUAAGACACUACAUCAACCUCAUAACAAGACAGAGGUAUGGGAAACGAGACAGUCCUGAUACUGUAUUUUCUGAUGUGCUAGUGAGGGAGAGCACAGAAAGUGUUCCAGGAUCCAGCUAUAUCAGGUAUGAUGGGCUGCCAUUAUGGUGAUGCUGCUAGAGCUGUUACAUCCAGGUUGACUUUACCAUAACGCUGCCACUAUGACGUCUUUUACUGCCAUGAAUUUAACUUGUGUUGCAU